Molecule: messenger RNA, 1008 nt
Organism: Aspergillus versicolor CBS 583.65
Lineage: Eukaryota; Fungi; Ascomycota; Eurotiomycetes; Eurotiales; Aspergillaceae
Product: F-box domain protein
Exons: 2
Coding region: 1-1008 (335 amino acids)
Source: RefSeq, a predicted model, not a curated record
AUGACCUCUGCACCGCCUAUCCAUCUCCCCACGGAAAUCGUCGUUCAGAUUUUGAACGAGGUCGCCGCCGAUGAGUUUGCCCGCCAGAAAACACUCCACGCCUGCUCUCUGGUCUCGCGGCAGUGCAAAUGGAAUCUCGGAGCCCUGGUCCGCAAGCUUGAUCUGAGCUCACUUGUCCAUCACAGCUCUCCUAGCCUGACUGCAAGGCUUCUCGGCCGGGUGAAGGAGAAUCUGGAGAUUUUCCUUGCUCCUAGGAUUUCUUUUGCGGUGAACAGCCUUCCGGCAAUUGCAAAAUGCUCUAAACUCCGUUACCUAGACCUUUCUCUCGUCGCCACAUCCAUUCCCUUUAGUGAUCUGAAGAGGAGUUUAAGUAACCUCUCCAACCUCCAAACCCUUCGGCUCCCCCAAUCUACCUCUAUCACGGAUUCCGACUCAUGCGGAAUCCCAUGGCCACCUCACCUUCGCCGUAUGCAGUUCAGCGGCUACUUCUCCGCCGAUUCCAUCCGGUCAUUCCGCUGGCCAACGUCCCUUACAACCCUUACCCUCAAAAACUGCUCUGAUCUUUCACUCCCAAACCUUAGCAGUCUUAUGUGCAGUCCAGACCUUAGCCGCAGCCUGAGACGUCUUACUAUAUCCGGUUUGAACCGGCGUUUAAGUCCGGAAUCAAUCACCUCUAUACUGGCUUUAAUACCAGCCCUAUCAUUUCUCAGCAUUCCUGGUGAUAUGGUAGACCACACGUUUCUCGAUUUGCUUUGCCAUAUCGGUAUUCCCACUUUGGAAAUACUUGAAUUUGGUUAUCCUAAUAUAGACCCAACAAUGUACUUCGCUACGGAGGGCUUAACAAAAGCCCUCGAAUUCGGUCUUCCAAAAGUAUACGCCGUGGGCUUUGCCGAAGUAUUUGUUUCCGAUGAUGGUCUAUUGAAUGAUGACGUGGUUGAUGAUUUCUUGCUCAAUCGCGCAGAAACUGCCAAGUCACUUCCAGGCCCGCCUGGCGUUUAUUAUAUAUGA